AUGAUAACACAGACUCUACACGCUGUGGACUAUGUACUUCUUGUUUUACUUCUUUUAACAUCAGCAAUUAUCGGUAUUAUAUUUGGUAUUUUCAAAAAAAAGAAAAGUUCAGCAAAGGAAUUUCUUCUUGGUAACCGCGAAAUGGGAGUAUUUCCAACAGCUCUAAGUAUAGCGGCAUCGUUCCUAUCAGCUAAUACUCUUUUAGGAAUGCCAAGUGAAGUUUAUAUGCAUGGAACUAUGAUCUCUUACAAUGUUAUUGGACUUAUCAUAGCGACAGUAAUAACAGCAUUGGUAUUUAUGCCAAAAUUUCGUCAAAUGAAUUGUACAAGUAUUUAUGAAUAUUUAGAACAACGUUUCGAUCGUACUGUACGUGUUUGUGUUUCUAUUGUCUUUUCGUUUUCAAUGUUGAUCUAUAUGGCUAUUGUUUUAUAUGCUCCAGCUUUAGCACUCAGUCAAACCACUGGUUUAAAUAUAUGGCUUUCUGUUUUUACAAGUGGAAUUGUUUGUACCUUUUAUUCGUCUUUAGGCGGAAUGAAAGCCGUUAUUUGGACUGACGUUCUACAAGCAUUAGUUAUGCUUAUUGGUCUUCUCUCAGCAAUUUUACAAGGUUUGAUUGUACUUGGUGGUUUUGGUCCGACAUUUUCGAUCGCAUCCAAAGGUGAUAGAAUACAAUUUAAUAAUAUGAGUAUAGAUCCUCGAGUUCGUCAUACAGUUUGGUCUUUAAGUAUUGGUGGUACUUUCAAUGGUUUAUGUGCUUAUAGUUUUAGUCAAACAUUAGUUCAACGAUAUAUGAGUGUUCGAACAACACAGGGUGCUAAACAAGCAUUAUUUAUUAAUAUCAUAUGUGUAGUGUUCAUCAUUCUUUCGUGUUGUUUCCUUGGAAUUAUAAUUUAUUCAUAUUAUGCUGAUUGUGAUCCAUUUACGGCCAAAUAUAUUUCGACUAUUGAUCAAAUAUUUCCUUAUUUUGUAAUGGACGUUUUAAGUUAUAUUCGAGGUUUACCAGGAAUUUUUCUUGCUUGUACAUUUUCUGGUUCAUUGUCAACAAUAUCCUCUGGUUUAAAUAGUCUUGCAGCUGUAAUUAUCGAAGAUAUUUAUAAAGGUUUAAUGAAUGGGAAAUUAACUGAUGAAAGGCAAGGUUUCGUUUCAAAGAUUUUUUCAAUUAUCUUAGGAAUUGUUGUCAUGUUAUUAACAUAUAUAGCAAGUCAUUUAGGACCGAUAUUCAUUGCCACAAUAUCUCUAUUGGGUGCUUUACAUGGUCCGAUUAUGGGUGUUUUUUUACUUGGUUUCUUUUUUCCACGAGCUAAUCGACGUGGAGGUUUAAUUGGUUUCAUUUCUGGUAUUGUUCUAUCAUUAUGGAUCUUUAUUGGAUCACAAAUGACGAAAUCUCAAAGAGGAAGUGAACGUUUGCCAUUAUCUAUUGUUAGUUGUCCUUUAUUAAUUAAUCAAACAAUAAGUGUUUCUAUUCCAAUCAAAUCGGAUCCAUUAUUUAAAUUGUAUUCUGUUAGUCAUAUGUGGUAUUCAACAAUUGGAGUUAGUUUAGUUCUGAUUGUUGGUGUUAUUGUCUCAUAUUUAACACAUCCACUUGAAUCUCACGAGAUUGAUCAAAAUUUGAUUAUUUCAAUAAAUAAAAAGACUUUUCGUCAUUGGUUUCGUUGUGAUAUUGAUCAUGAAAACGACACAGAACAGACAAAUGAAAAUGAACUUAAUAUUAGGAAACCAUUUAUUCCUUUGGCAAUUUUGAAAAAAGCAAAUGAUAGUUAA
This is a messenger RNA of Adineta ricciae, 1761 nucleotides long. The record is from the annotation of a GenBank genome assembly. Lineage: Eukaryota; Metazoa; Rotifera; Eurotatoria; Adinetida; Adinetidae.